AUGAAAUUAAACUUGUGGAGAUCCAAACAGAAAGAAUUGGACGAUAUCUAUGAUGUACUUUAUACAAAAUUGGAUCAGUUCACUAUACAUUCAAUUUAUUCUAAUAUUUAUAUGAAACAAUUAAACAGUAUUUUAGAGAGAUUGUGUAUUAUACGUGAAGAAAUAAUUAAACCCAUAACCAUUGAUCUGAUCAAUAAAAAUUCAAACAAUAUUGUUUCACUUAUUAAUAGCCAUGAUUUAAAUACUUCAGAAAUUUAUCAACUUCGAGAAGAAGCUCUACAAAUUCUUUCAAAUAUAACUUCAAUUGAGUUAAAAUCAAUAAUUUUGAAAGAUCCAAAUCAUUAUAUCAACUUAAUAAUUCAUAUGAAAUGGAAAUUUCAAGAAUUAAAUAAUUUAGAAUUUCAUCAUGAAAGUAUUCAAUUGUUCAAUAAUCAAUUAACUUUAUUCUUUUCAUCUUUAAUUAAUAAUAAUAAUAAUACAUCAAUUCAACAACAAAAUAACUGUGAUUCUACUAAAAGUUUAGCUUCUAGACGAAGAGAAUUUUUAAUUCAAUACGAUAUACAAUGUAAAUUCUUCUUUGAAAAAUUAAAUUUGAUUAAGGUACAAUUUGAAAUUAUCAAACAAAUGUUCUCAUGUUGUAUGAAACAAGAUAUUCUUAAUAAUAGUGAUGAUUUAAUAGAUUCACAUUCAUUACAAUCACCAUUUAUCAAUGUUUAUGCAUGUUUCAAUACCAUGAAACAGUUCUUAAAAUCAUAUUUUGAACAGUUGAAAAAAAUCGAAUCAUUUAUUAAAACAAUUGAAUAUGAUUCAAUCUUCUUAAUUUCAAUGACAAUACAACGCGUACUUACAAACGAGUCAAAACAAUUGAUUAAUAAUGAAUUAUGUAAUAUUUAUCAGAUGAUAAUAUCAAACGUGAUUUAUUGUGAACGACAAAUUAAUUGUAUCAGAUAUCUAUUGAAUCGAGUUGAACACUUAUUUAGGGAAUAUGAACACUACUAUAAGUCAGUUAUUGAUAAGAUCUCAAACGUUUUCUAUUCAGUAAAACAAAUAAAAGAUUAUAUUGGGAUAUUAGAUGCUUUUCACUACUGGAUAAAUCAAGUGGAAGGUGAAUUUCAAGCUAUCAAACAAAAUGGUAAUACAAACACUUUGACAGGUAUUUAUUAUACGAAAGAAAUGCAAAUUUAUAUGGAACCUUUGUAUGAAUCUGUUGUGAUACAUUUGAAGCAAGUGAGGGAUAUCAUAGUCAGUCGCUUAACCAAUCUACAUAAUCGUUUAACUGUAUUAAACCAAUUACAAAUUAAUUUUAUACAACAUUGGAAUUACAAGCCUUCCAUUCAUCGUUACCGUACUCAAAGUUUAUGCUCUAAUACAGCUUUAAAAUGUCCUACGGUAAAGAUAAAAAUUCAUAAACGAUCCAAUUCAUCAUCAUCAUUAAUAACAAGUUUCCAUCCUACAGACAUUAUUACAGAUCAUCCAAUCAGUUUAACAUAUUUUUUAGGGAAGAAUGAUCUGUCACUGAAUUGUUCGUCAAGUUUCUUCAAGAAUAGGAAAUUGAUUAGAAACAAUGAUGCACUAAUUACUGACAUAAUUUGUAAUUUCAAGCAUUCGAGGAAUUCCAUACAAUCACCAUGCACUGAAUCAACUUCAUCUACUUUAUGUUAUUCACAAAAUGAAGAAAAUAACUCAAAUUUGGAAGAAAUAAGCACACAAAUUAUCAAAGAAACAUUACCGGAAGUUAUCGAUUCAAAGAAUAAUUCACCUGAUAAAAUCAUGUCAUUCCCUACAUCAAUCAGUUUUGACGAGGAUUUCAAUCUUACACAUGAUAAUGGUCAUGUUAUAAAAGAUUGGACAACUAAGAAGGAAAAAUUGAUAGAGAAUUUUUCAAGUUUUAUUCAGGAAUAUGAGGUUUGUAGUAAAAACAAUACACCUAUUCAAACUGAGAACAGGUUGGAGGAUAGAUGUACUAAACAGUUCCACUCUGACGAUCACUAUUUCGGUUCAAUGAAAGAAACUUCGCAUAAGGGAAAUUCGUAUGCUUCCGUUCCAUCAUAUUUGCACAUAUCCAAUGAUAAUGAUGCUUCAUCAUUAUCCUCAUGUAGUACAGAAAAAGGUGCCAACUUUAUGUUGAAUGGCUGUUCACUGCAUAGAUUGCUUUCAAAGUCGUAUAACAAUUUACUACAAAUUACCAAGAGAUUUCAAUCAAGUUUAAUCAAUUUUAACAAAACCAAUCUUACAGUAUUAAACAAUAUCAAUUUAGAUAAUGUGUUGAAUAUCGAUCAAAAUAUCUUUGAUGAUGAAACUCAGUUAUCUAUCUUGAAUCCACUUCAUUCUCCACUGGUAAUCUAUUUAGAUCGUAUGCUGAACUACUUCAAUACUACAUCUGAUAAAAAUGAUUUAACUAUUGAACAAAAUGAAUUAAUAUUUAUAGAACAUAAUCUAACCAAUAUGUGGAAAUAUUUUAACGAAAUAAUUUUAAAUAUGAAAAUAAAUAGUAAACAGUUUAACUUAGCUGAUGAUUUCAUGAAAUUGGUGGAUAAUAACAUGGUAACCAUUUAUUUCGAAAAUACCUCUUCUGAUUUAUUUGAUCAAUUAAUCAUAUUGACUAAUGAAAUUCAUUCAUCAAUUAGAGAUUUAAAUAAACAUUUGUUAAAAUUAUCCUCUUUUGAGCAUGAACCAUUUCCAUUACCAAAUUUAUGGUGUACUUUAUUUAAAACAACAGAUUUAUUAUGCAUAGAAAUGAUUUAUUCACGUAUUUUGAUACUUAUUUUCUACUAUGCCUAUAAAUCAUUGUUAUUUAUUUAUGACAUAUUAAGUGUGUAUAGUGUUAGUCGAAUAAAGAAUACAUUUAAAAGGAAUUCGAGUAAUAACUUCAUGGAUACUUCAAAUAACAAUUAUCUGAUAAUUUUAUUAAAUGAAUUCAGUUACUUACAAUAUAUUUUAAAUCAAAUAAAUCCAUCUAAUUUUUAUCAUUCAAUCAACCAACAAUCUAAUGAAUUUUUAAUACAAUUUACUACAAUUUAUUUAUUAAAUAAAUAUAAUUCUGAUCAAUAUUCAAUAAAUUUGUUUAAUCUAUUAAAUUCAUUUAUUGAUUGUUUUAAUCAAUCAAUUAAUUUUCCAUUAAAUAUCAUUAAAACAAUACAAAGUAAUGUCAAAUCAAAUGAUCCCGUUCAUGAUAAUAAUGAUGAUGAUGAUGUCAUAAUGUCGAAUAAUACAUUGAAAAAUCUAAUCAUCAUGGGUUCAUCUAGCUGUGUGAAAACAUCAAUAACUAUGAAUUCAUUAAAAACUGUACACAUUUUCAAAUAUUUAUUCAUUGUCAUUGAAUUGUUAGUUAAUAUACCAGUAUUAACAAUGAAAGAAUUAGAAAAUAGAUAUAAUAAGAAUUUGGCGUUAUUUUCUCAGAUUUAUUCUAUUUGUUAUCGAUUACAUCUCCUGAACGAAUCCAGCAACACUACGACAGAGGAUAAUCAACCACUACAGUAUGAAGAAUGUAAAUCACGUAUUCAACAACAACAACAACAAAUAACAGAUCUUAUCACUCAAGGUUUAGAUUUAAACCAUAAAUUAAUGAUAUGGUCUGCAAACUGUCAUAGUCUGCUAGACCGAUGGAAACGAUUAAGCACUCAAGUAGAUUGGUUCAAUGUGCAUAUACAAAACUUAUGGAAUCGAUUACCUGAAACACCAAUGCCAAAUCCACCUCAAUUCAAGUUGGAUUACCUACUAUUAGAGACUAAUAAAAAGAAUCAGUUUAUUAAUGAUAUAAAAUUUAUAUCACCAAUUCAAGUAUCGUACAAUAUUUUAAUUUCUGCAAAUUCUCGAGAUGCAUUAUUAUACUAUAAAAGUUGGAUAGAAAACAUUUUUAAAUCUUUUAAAAGUUUAAUACCUAUUUGUGAGGCUAUUUUGUGUGAAGGUCACUCAUUGACUAAUGAAUUACUUCAUAUAAAUACAAUGAAUAGUCAUGAAAAUGUUGUAGAUAUUAUCGAAAGUGUUCAGAAGACGUCAUCAUCUUCGGAAUCUUUCAAUCAUAAUGAUAAAAAUAAUGAUAAUAAUAAUACAUUUUGGAAUAAAGAGUUUAAAAUAUUUUGGGAUUUAGUAAUUGAAUGGUUGUUCAAUUUACUGGUUGAAUUCAAUCAACAAAUUUUCUAUAUUCAAUUAUUAGAAAAUUGUAUAAAUGAUUUAACAUUAUGGAUUAGAUCAAAAAAGAAUCAACUUGAUCAUACUAUGAAACAAUAUAAAAUUCAAAUGAAACAAUAUCCAAAUGAUUUAUAUCGAAAUAUCAAAAGAUUCAAUGAAAUUGAUUUCAUCAUUAGUGAUUUAUAUGUAAAUGAGAAAAUGAUUCAAUUAAACAAUUUAAAAUUGUACAUUGAUCAAUUGAACAAGAAUCCAUUACAUUGUCAAAAUUAUUUAUUUUAUUCCCGUCUUAUGAAUUCAAGUCAAUGGAUUAUUAAAGUUUAUAAUGAUUGUCUUUUAUAUUAUAAACAAAUUCUAGAUCAUUAUCAACAAAUUAUUCUAAGAAAUAUUCUACAGUUGUCUAUUAAUAAUGAAAACUAUUCAACCAUUUUCAAUGUUCUAUACUACUACCAUUCUCAAGAUUGGUUCAAUUUAAUCAUGAAAAGAUUCUCUGAUCAUGAUUUAAAAUUUAUUCAAUUGAAUGGAAUCUCUAAUACGAUCCUUUAUGAUAUAACUCAAAAUCUAUAUCGUCAAUUAGAAAUUCGUUUACCUAUUCUCUUAGAAUUAUACAAUUUAGAACAACAAUUAUGGAAACAUUAUAAAGAUUGUGAUGAUGAUAAUAAUAAUAAUACAAUAAUUUCUUAUUCAGAACAAAUCAUUCAAUGCAAGAAACACAUGGAAACAUUGAAACAAGUUCAAAUCAAUUUGUUAACUGAUCUUAAUGAAUAUGAACAAUUAAAUUUGUGUUUUAAUCAAUUAUUCAUUGAAAUUGAAGUGUUCAAUAUAAAAUAUCCUGAUAUGACGAUAUAUACAGAUGUAGAUAAGAAUUUUUUCUCAAAGUAUAUUUUUAUUGAACUAUUGAAUGUGAAAAAGACCAAUGAAAAUUUAAGAAAACAUUUUAAUUUACGUUUAAUAUCAUUAAGAAAUAAAACUGAACAAUUUAUAUCCAAUUCAAAAUUAACACAAAUGAAUACAUUGAAAUUAAUCAUUGACCUUCAUAAAAUUCCCAUGAAUCAAAUCAAUCAAUAUUUAUUUAAAAAUGAAACACUGAAUACCCUAUUAGAAAAAUUAAAUUUUAUCAAUGUUCAAUUAUAUAACAAUAUUAUUGAAUAUAAUGAUUCUGUUGAAAAUGAUCAAUUAUUGUUAUCGAAUAAUAAUAAUAAUAAUAAUAAUAAUAAUAAUAAUAAUAAUAAUAAUAAUAAUAAUAAUAAUAAUAAUAAUAAUAAUAAUAAUAAUAAUAGUGAUUGUUUAACAUCAGUAGUCAUUGAAAAUUUAAUUAAAUUUUAUCAAUUUUCACAUCAAUUAAUUCAUUUAUAUGGACGAGUAAAUUUUCUACAACAAAUAAGUGAACAGUUUAAUUUGAUCAAAAAUUUUCAUGAUUCUAAAUCAUUUUUCCAUGAUUAUGAUCAUCAUCAUCAGUUGAUCACAUCCUUAUUGUUAAAUUUUCUGAAUGAAAUUCAUGUAUUAAAGAGAUAUUGGGUAUAUAAUGAGAAUAAUGAUAAUGUUAUGAUUCAGACUGAUCAGUCGACUUUUCAACAGUUUAUUAAUUAUGGUCAAAGAAUUUUGGAUUUAUGUCAAUGUAAUUUGAAAUGUUUCAUUUGUGAAUAUAUUCAGUUAUCCACCAAGUCAUUACUAACGGAAUUUACUACAGUUCGUCUUACUGUAGUAGAAAGACUGGAACAGCUUCAUUCCAAUCUUCAAUUUCAUAUCGAUCAGUUCGGAAAGUCUCAGACACUUUACGCGAGUAAUAUGCAUCAAUUAAAACAAUCCAAAGAUAUAUGUGAGGCAAAUAUUAAAGAGUUGUUAAUUGAUAAUCAUUGCAUAUGUAGUUCACAUCUACAUAGUAAUAUUGUUGGGAAUACCAACCUUAACCUUGAUAAUCCUGUUUUUGAUCACAUACCGCCUAGUUUAUCUUUGAUUAAUCUAGCUAAAUCUGCUUAUCAACAUACUUUAUUGUCUAAUGUAAAAGAGUUUUCUACUAAAUUGAUUAAAGAAUCAGCAUCUUCAUUGAAUGAAGAAAUUUCCAAUUUGAUUCAAUUAACAAACUUAUAUUUAUGUCGAAUAAAACAUGAACGUAUACAUUGGAUAAAUUCAAUAGAAUAUUUACAAUCAAUUCAAUUGUAUCCAACUGGUGUAUUAUCAUCGAAUGAAAACGAAUUGGAACUUUGUAAUUCUCAAACUGACAAUAUCAUGAAUUUAGUGGAAACAAUUAAAAAUACUAUUUCAAUUAAUUUAUUUAAUGGUGGCAUUCACAAUUUGUAUAAUUUAUUAUCAUCUAAGUCAAUAACGUUUAAUGUAAAAUUAGAAUACUUCAAUAACUUCAUGAAACAUUUCACUAAUGAUAACAUGAUCAACAAGAAUGUGAUGAACAGCAAAGAUGAUUGUUAUAGUUGUGUAAAUUCAUAUCUGUUACAAAGAUUUAGUUUAUUAGAACAAAAUAUUAUCCGUUCAAUCGAGAGUUUGUUUGUAACAACCAAUGAACAUCCAUUCAAAUUCAAAUUAGAUGAUAUUAUCAAACAGUGUAUCAGUGUGAAUUCAUGGUAUAAUGAAUAUAUUCAAUUAGAACCAUUAUUCAUUUAUGUUUCUACGUACUCAUUCACUGUAAAAAGAUCUCAUCAGACAAUCUGUAACCAAAUUAACAAUGCUGCUAUUUUGCCAAACACUAUUUUGACGAGUGAUUGGCUUAUUCUUGGUAUUCGUUUACAUCAGCUUAAAUCAGUAUUACAUAUCAUUAUGAAUCAAUGGAUACAUUUUGUAUCUGUAUGCAAUAAUAUUAAUGAUUUGUUAAAUAAUAUGGAAUUAUCAAAUGUUAUGAAUCAAGUAUAUCCACAGAAAUCCGGAUUUUCAUAUAUACACCAGUCUUUAUGGUCUUUUAAUUAUCAAGAGGUGAUAGACGAGUUGAAAAGACAACAAAUAUUAUUCAACAGCCUAUUUGUUAACGAAGAGAAAAACUGUUCACAUGAUGUUACCAAUGGUUUGAUGGAAACAUUUCAAAAUUCAUCAUCUUCAUCAUCUAUCGUUCCUGAUGAAGUGAAUGAUGGUAUUAUACAUAAUUGUUAUAUAACGAAUGAGAUAUUUCUUCCAUCUAGAUCUCCAGUAUUCUGUACAAUAUGUCAUAGAAAUCCUUUUAUAGAUAAUAAUAUUAAUAGUGUAUCUUCCAUGAAUGUGUUAAUCAAUGAACAAGAAGAACGUCUCAAAGCUUUAAAUAAAUACAAAGUUGACGACAAAAAAAAUACAUUACAUUUUGAACAAAAUCAAAUUUAUUUAACUACAUUACAACGUCGAAUAGAUAUGAUUUCAGAAUGGAUUAUACAUUUUAUAGACGAAACAGUACUAUCAUCAUCAUUCAAUGAUGAACUCAAAGAAAAUGCAGAAAUGUAUGUAGAUCAAUUAAUAAAAAUUGAAGAGUUACUUCAAAUUUGUCACAGUGAAUAUGAAAAUAUUAUUGUUUAUUAUGUUAAUAAUAUCAAUGUACAAAUACAAUUAGAUUUAUCAAUACUACUUAUAAAUUGUCUACAAGUAUAUAUUAAUCAGUUAACACAAACGAUUAAAUAUGAAUGUGAAGAGAUCUUAAUAUAUAUCAAGACAAAUGUGGAAUGUUUAAUUGAACAAAUGAAAAUGAUGUUAUUAGUUAAUGUUGAUGAUAUUGUGUGUAUACAAGAUCCAUGUCAUCAAAUUAAUCAGAGGAGAUGUACUUCAUUGAACAAUAUUCAGGAAAUUCAGUUUAAAUUGUUGUAUAUGACAUGUAUUCAUAAUCAUUUGGUUAAUUUAUGUAAAAUAGUCAAUUGGAGUAGCAUAAAUGUUCAUUCGGAUACAACAGUUUUACUGCGUCAAUUUUGUUGUUCCUAUACUUAUUUAAAUCGAAUAAAUCAGUACCUUGAAUACUAUAAUAAUACUUAUCAAGAUGAAACUACCGUUUCAAUAAAACUGGGGUGUGGUUCGACAUUAUCUGCUUUGAAUUCACUUCAAGAAGGAUCGAGACAGAAAAAUUCUAUCGAGUUUUGUCAAAAAUAUACUACUUAUAUAUUGAAUAAUAGUAAUAAGUAUUGGUUAGAAAAUUAUUAUAAAAUAAAAUAUUUACAAAAUCAAAAAUCAAUUAAUCAAUCAAUAAUUGAUUUAUCUUAUUUUAAACAAACGAAUGAUCUGAUCAUUAAUAGAAAUUUAUAUUCCGAUGUAAUAACAAAUAUGUUCACAUCUAAAGGUUAUAUAUAUGCAACAAAUAAUAAUGGAUUAACAUCUGAAAUGAAUUUAAGUAAUGCGAUAAAUCAACAAAAUCAUAAUGAAAAACAAGUCAUUCAACAUGAACGUUAUCAGCGGAAUCAAUUACAGGAAUGUACACAUAUUAAUAGUCAUAGUUCUACAAGACAUUUAUCAGUGAUGAGAUCCAAAUGUUUACGUAGUGGUGUAGCUACAGAAGAAAAAAUUACUAUUGCUAGUAAUUCAUUUAAGAAUUAUGUCAAGAGUUGUCAUUCACCUAAUCAAUUAUCUACCUCGUCUGUAAGAGUAGCAACAAGAAAGUCAAUAGGAAAUGUGAAUCAGUCAGAAAGAUUGAAAAAAUUUCAAAACUCUAAGCAUUUAGUUGAUAGCAUCUGUUCUUCAGAUGAUAACUUGGAUCAAAGUAGGCUAUCGAAUUCUGUAGCUAAAAAUAGUGUAUCUAUAAAUUCGGUUAUUGAUCAUUCAAAACGUACUUUGGUGAAACCUGUCAUACUGUCCAAGAAACAAAUCAAUAAACAAGAUCCUAAUAAAACUUAUGAAACAAACCGUCUACGUUUAACAGCUCGAUCACAUCAAAAUCAAUCACAAACUGCUCUCCCGACUAAAUCACAAAAACAGCACCCAGCAGUGAUAUUGCCGUCUUCUACCUCUUCUGUUAGUUAUAGAUUAUCGAAUUUAAAUCGGCCACAAUCUUCAACACCAUUAGGUAAACCUCGUACUUCAUGUUUAUCGAAUUUCAAAGUUAGUUCAAAUAAAUACUCAGUAAUCAGACGAACAAGUACACUACGGACUCUUUGUUUAUGCUUUUAUGCUGUAGAAAUUUAUCAUGAAGAUUUAUCUUUUACAUUCGCUUAUCUCCCUCAAUUGGUCCCUGAUGAUUUGGCUGGACAUGAAAUUACAACUGUAUCAAUUGGUUUCAGCUUGAUUAAAAAAUACACCCCAUUCUCUUUGAUUCACCAUGUCAAAUUACCAAUAAUGACUAAUUUUUUAUUGAAUUAUUUAACAAUACAGGAUAUUAUUCCCGAAAAUGAUAUCAAGCCAAUGUCUCCAUCAUUAUUUCAAGUGGAGUUUGAUUAUUCGUCAAUAACAACUGUGAGAUCAUUCAAUAAAGAAAUCCAAUCAAAUGUUCCUGAUCAAAUAGAUUUAUAUAAGAGUUGCUUAAAAGAGAAACAUAGCAGCGUAAUAUCGAGAAAAUCAUCUGAUUUAUUAAUCACUGAGCCAUCUUCAUCAACAUCACCAUCGUUGUCAUCAUCAGCGUUAUUAUUGAUGGAUUCAAAGAAUAAACAGUUAGUCUCCAAAUCAUACACUGCAAAGUCAACAGAUUAUUCUGUUGAUAAUGAUGACAUCACUUCAAAAAUAGUUAUUGAUAAUAAUAAAAGAAGUCCUAUUAAACACAAUCCCGUUCAUAAAUUGUGUUCAAAUCCGUCGACUAUUGUCACUAAAACAUUUCAGUCGAAUUCUGAUGUGUAUGAUUUACUGUCUCAAGUUAAACUGAGUCUAAUCAAGGUGGAGCGUCAUUUAAAUGAACUGGACGCAUAUCAUGAUGAUGGUGACGACGACAACGAUAAGAGUGUUUAUUCUGUUAAUCAAGUUGGUGAAUCAUUAUCAUUAGCUCAUUUGGCUACAUCAUGUGAUCAGUUGAUAAAAUUCCUGGGUCAACUUAAAGCUUAUGAUUUUCGAAUAAAUUCUACGAAAUCUCUAUUGAAGUCAACUGUACCAAGUAGUAGUACAUCACUUGUUGUUACCAUUGAUCAAGACGAAUUAUUGAAUGAAUUGAAUAUUGUUUGGCGAAAACUAAUUGUAGGUACAAAAAAAUGGAUUUCGAAACUACAAUAUAAAAACAAUCGUUCAAAUUUAUUGGAUAUAGAUUUGGUUUUAGCCAAUUCACAAUUAAACAACUUUAUCGUUUCUAAUUUAUCAUCAGACGAGUUAAACAAUAUUCAUCAAACCCCUAAAUCAAUAUACUUAAUUGCUAUGGUGAAACCAAAUUAUAAUAAUAUCAUUUUGAAAAAUAACGAUUUAUCAACUAUUGAGAGUAGAAUGCAAAGUGUACAUAAUGUCCAUGCUAAACCUUUGACAAAAUUAUUUGAUCUAAAACAAAUAGCUGGUUUACAGUUUUAUCCUUAUCCUGUUCUUCAUCAUGAUAGUAAUGAACAGUCUAAUUUCAGCAAUAAUCUGACAGAAUCAUCAAACAAUAAAAUUAAACAAAUUCAACUUCAUUUUAAUCUAACGAAUUCAAUGCAAAAUAUGUCGGAAAAAUCGAUCAUGCAUACAACUAUCAUCAGUAAUUUCAUGAAUUCAUCAAACUGCAUUUGUAUCAUCAGCACUUCUUAUAAAUCAGGUAAAAUAAAUAUAAAUAGUACAUUUAAAAUAUCUUACAAAAGAAAUGUUCAUUUAAACGAUGAACUAUUAAUAAAUUCACCAUUGAAUCAAAUGUCUACAAUAUUGAACAGAAAUAUUUGUGAAAUCAAUUGCGCCAAUAAACAUCAUGAUAGUAAUGGUGCUUCUGAUCUUGAUCUUGAUGGUGAUGAUGAUGAUGAUCAUAAUAAUUCAUUACGUUAUUCAAUUAAUACUGUAUUUAAAAACAACUAUGAUCACUGUAAAUUAUUUAUUCAAAAAAAACUAUUACAAAACAGUUUACCAUUUAUGCGUAAUAAUAAACCUCAUUUAUUUCCUGUCUAUAGUUCACCUUCAACAUCACCAUCAUCACCUCUUCCACUGCCUGGUUCUAGUGUUCAUUAUUCACAUUAUCAGAACAGAAGUGUUUUGUAUAGAACGACAUCAUACUUAUCUAAACGUUUAUGUAGUAGUAUAUUCACGAAAUUGUUAUCAUAUUUUAUUUCCUUGUGUAUAGUAUUAUAUCUUAUUAAUUUUCUGGUAAAGUCUUCAUUUUCUCUACCAGAUAAUCUGUUAGUUAUACAUAAAGAAGAUUGUAGACAGCAGACAUCUUCACAAAUAUUCUUUUAUUCAUUAUUGUCAUGGAUUAAACGAAUAGGCGUGGACGGUGUUGAUGUACCACAAAGAAAUGUCAGCUUACUUAGUGAAAAUCCAUUGACUAGAACGUGGCCAGAUAAUGCACCACCGUUUUAAACUAAAAAUCAUACAAAUAUUCAAUAACCUUAACAUGUGUAUGAAUGUUCGAUGAAUAUCACUAUAUAUGGUUGAUUAGAAUGUGAAAGAAAGCACUUUUUAGUUUAUGGGAUUGUACUUCUCAUUUUUUCCCAUUUAUGCAUAUAUGGGAAUAUAUGUAAUAAUAAAAACGCAAUCA
Messenger RNA from Schistosoma intercalatum, 11650 nucleotides. Lineage: Eukaryota; Metazoa; Platyhelminthes; Trematoda; Strigeidida; Schistosomatidae. The record is from the annotation of a GenBank genome assembly.